AUGUUGGUUCUAGCAUUGUGUCUGGGACUUUUUAGUACCUUCACUGUUUUAGUAGUCAGGUUUUUUUAUUUGAAAGUCCAGUGUUGGUUUUGUGGGCAUACUGCCUUCACAUCAUGGAGUAGAAAAACAUCGUUUGUUUGUCAACAAUGUGGUCAGUAUAAUGGGUUUAAAAGUGAUGGUGAUUACAACAAAGUUAUACCAUCUCAGUUCAUUGCCGAGUUAAAUCCAGUUAAUUUCAAUAAGGCUCACGGUACGUUUUCAUCACAUUCUGAUGUAUUGUGCCCGGACUGUACACGUAAUCAAAAUACUAUUGUCCAAAAGUUGUCGGAGUAUACCCCGAAAAACGACAAGUCGGAUGAGGAAAUAAAAGAAUACACUCGCCUGCUGGAGUUGGAAUAUGGUUUGUGUUCAAGUUGCUAUCGAAAAGUUAAUAAUAAACUUAGGCAGUUAGAUUGUAAAUUAUUACCAAGUUUCAUUGAAUGGUGGCAUAAUAAACAACGAACCAUUUGUCUAACUAAAAAUUCUAUUUCAUUAAAAACUUAUCGUAAAACUAUUGCAUGGUUUGAAUUAUUAAUUGUUUUACGUAUUAUUAGUAUCUUAUGUUUGAUAUCCAUUAUUACUGGUCCACUUCUAAUUGAAAUCAGUAGACAAACAUGCCUUAUUCAUAUAACAACAAAUAAGUCUUAUUUAUAUAAAUUUGUUGAAUUAGUUUGGUCUAAUCAUUGUCGAUCUUAUUCACGAAGAUAUUGUACUGAAAUAUUGACUUAUUCACAACAUUUCUCUCUUUCUAAUAUUGGUCAAUUAUGGUUUAAUUUAUUAAUGUUUUGUUUACAAAUAACACUUGUUGCUAUGACUAGUUUAAGGCAUGGUAACAAACAUUAUUCAAUGUAUUAUGAUGGUAUAAAAUCAUUAGUCUUAUUGUAUGAUAUUUCAAUGCUUUUAAUUUCAUUGAAUAUUCUCUUAUCAUCUUCUUCAGUAAAUAUUGAUAGUUUUAAUUUAAUGAAUAGUAUGACAUGGUCUACUACUUCAUUUACUCAUAUUACACUAUUAGGUGUAUUUGUUUUGUUUACUUCAUUCAUUAUUAUUAUUUAUGGAAUUAGAAUAUGGUUAUCAUUCUUUCUUAAAGAUUGUAUGUCACAACAGAAAAAACUAAAAAGUACUUGGCCUAGUGAUGUUAAAUUACCAUGUUUUCAAUCAACCGAUAGUAUAAGUUAUUAUUCAACACCAAGUCAUUAUUCUACAAAUUGUACAAUGAACUCUUUAAAUUCAAGUAGAAAAUCACUUGAAGAUGAAUUGGCUGAUACAAAAUUAUGUUCAACAAAUAAAUAUGAUAAUAUAUUUCGACCGUCUGUUCUAAGUGGUGGCAGCGGUGGUGGUGGUGGUGGUUGUGGUGCUGGUAGUAAUAAUAUUUCCCCUAG
Molecule: messenger RNA, 1418 nt
Organism: Schistosoma guineensis
Lineage: Eukaryota; Metazoa; Platyhelminthes; Trematoda; Strigeidida; Schistosomatidae
Source: the annotation of a GenBank genome assembly